Molecule: messenger RNA, 2849 nt
Organism: Salmo salar (Atlantic salmon)
Lineage: Eukaryota; Metazoa; Chordata; Actinopteri; Salmoniformes; Salmonidae
Source: RefSeq, a predicted model, not a curated record
GAGGCCAGCUGCAGACCUGAAGGGCAGACCCAUUCUGUGUGAUAGAGAUAGAGGCAGUGAGGCCAGUUGCAGACCUGAAGGGCAGACCCAUUCUGUGUGAUAGAGGCAGUGAGGCCAGUUGGAGACCUGAAGGGCAGACCCAUUCUGUGUGAUAGAGAUAGAGGCAGUGAGGCCAGCUGCAGACCUGAAGGGCAGACCCAUUCUGUGUGAUAGAGAUAGAGGCAGUGAGGCCAGUUGCAGACCUGAAGUGCAGACCCAUUCUGUGUGAUAGAGAUAGAGGAAGUGAGGCCAGCUGCAGACCUGAAGGGCAGACCCAUUCUGUGUGAUAGAGAUAGAGGCAGUGAGGCCAGUUGCAGACCUGAAGUGCAGACCCAUUCUGUGUGAUAGAGAUAGAGGCAGUGAGGCCAGCUGCAGACCUGAAGGGCAGACCCAUUCUGUGUGAUAGAGAUAGAGGCAGUGAGGCCAGUUGCAGACCUGAAGUGCAGACCCAUUCUGUGUGAUAGAGGCAGUGAGGCCAGUUGCUGCACCAUGGGAACUGGUAGACUACCUACAGACAGACUGGGGUCAGUUAUGGACAUAUAGGUUGGCUGAUCUACUCAUAUUCCUAGUUUGCAUAUGAUAUACAAUAGCCGUAUCAUGACAGGCGAAUUAUAGGAAGACCCAUUCUAGUCAUAUUGAUCAUUCUAAUUAUAGGAAGACCCAUUCUAGUCAUAUUGAUCAUUUUAAUUAUAGGAAGAACCAUUCUAGUCAUAUUGAUCAUUCUAAUUAUAGGAAGAACUAUUCUAGUCAUAUUGAUCAUUCUAAUUAUAGGAAGAACCAUUCUAGUCAUAUUGAUCAUUCUAAUUAUAGGAAGAACUAUUCUAGUCAUAUUGAUCAUUCUAAUUAUAGGAAGAACUAUUCUAGUCAUAUCAGGGCCCCAAACAAUGGCUUUUCAUUGUAUUUCUGUAAGGUUCUCUAUCAGGGCCCCAAACAAUGGAUUUUCAUUGUAUUUCUGUAAGGUUCUCUAUCAGGGCCCCAAACAAUGGAUUUUCAUUGUAUUUAUGUAAGGUUCUCUAUCAGGGCCCCAAACAAUGGAUUUUCAUUGUAUUUCUGUAAGGUUCUCUAUCAGGGCCCCAAACAAUGGAUUUUCAUUGUAUUUCUGUAAGGUUCUUUAUCAGGGCCCCAUACGAUGGAUUUUCAUUGUUUUACUAUUACUGAUAAUGGAAGUUAGCUGUUUUGCAAGCCGACAGUGCUUUAUGGCUAAAAGGCAGUAUGUGUGUAUGUAUAAAAGUAUGUAAACUGAUCAUUUGUUCCAAAUUCCAAUACUUCCAUAUUAUAUUUAGCAUCUCAUUUGCCUUAUAAUCCCACCGAGGGCUCUGAAGUGUAAAAUGGGGGUGCUGGGGCAAUUCUAUCUAAUGUCAAUGUGUGCAUAGUUUUUCAAAUAUAGCCUAUCCUAUUGGUUUGAUUGAGGUUUGGGUAACCUCAGGCCCUAGAUCUGUCCCGACUGCCUUGGGAAAUGUUGCUCACCCUAAGUGACUCGCCUGCAAAGUGUUCUAUUCACUUUCUACAGGGAUAAUGGUGUGAAUGGCAGUUUUUAUCCAGGCCUGCUGUGUUGACAUGCGUCGUGACAUCUAUUCUAUGUAAAGGGCCCUGAACUAUCAUUUCAAUUACGGGUCCUCAUGUUUGUUCUUGUCAUGGAUGUAUUUUCCAUACGGGUUCUCAUGUUUGUUCUUGUCAUGGAUUUAUUUUCCAUACGGGUUCUCAUGUUUGUUCUUGUCAUGGAUUUAUUUUCCAUACGGGUUCUCAUGUUUGUUCUUGUCAUGGAUUUAUUUUCCAUACGGGUUCUCAUGUUUGUUCUUGUCAUGGAUUUAUUUUCCAUACGAGUUCUCAUGUUUGUUCUUGUCAUGGAUGUAUUUUCCAUACGGGUUCUCAUGUUUGUUCUUGUCAUGGAUUUAUUUUCCAUACGGGUUCUCAUGUUUGUUCUUGUCAUGGAUUUAUUUUCCUUACGGGUUCUCAUGUUUGUUCUUGUCAUGGAUUUAUUUUCCAUACGGGUCCUCAUGUUUGUUCUUGUCAUGGAUGUAUUUUCCAUACGGGUUCUCAUGUUUGUUCUUGUCAUGGAUUUAUUUUCCAUACGGGUUCUCAUGUUUGUUCUUGUCAUGGAUUUAUUUUCCAUACGGGUUCUCAUGUUUGUUCUUGUCAUGGAUUUAUUUUCCAUACGGGUUCUCAUGUUUGUUCUUGUCAUGGAUUUAUUUUCCUUACGGGUUCUCAUGUUUGUUCUUGUCAUGGAUUUAUUUUCCAUACGGGUCCUCAUGUUUGUUCUUGUCAUGGAUGUAUUUUCCAUACGGGUUCUCAUGUUUGUUCUUGUCAUGGAUUUAUUUUCCAUAUGGGUCCUCAUGUUUGUUCUUGUCAUGGAUUUAUUUUCCAUACGGGUCCUCAUGUUUGUUCUUGUCAUGGAUGUAUUUUCCAUACGGGUUCUCAUGUUUGUUCUUGUCAUGGAUUUAUUUUCCAUACGGGUUCUCAUGUUUGUUCUUGUCAUGGAUUUAUUUUCCAUACGGGUUCUCAUGUUUGUUCUUGUCAUGGAUGUAUUUUCCAUACGGGUUCUCAUGUUUGUUCUUGUCAUGGAUUUAUUUUCCAUACAGGUUCUCAUGUUUGUUCUUGUCAUGGAUUUAUUUUCCAUACGGGUUCUCAUGUUUGUUCUUGUCAUGGAUUUAUUUUCCUUACGGGUUCUCAUGUUUGUUCUUGUCAUGGAUUUAUUUUCCAUACGGGUCCUCAUGUUUGUUCUUGUCAUGGAUGUAUUUUCCAUACGGGUCCUCAUUCCAGUUAUUACCUCUGUACAGGUGAAGAAAGACCGUGUCUGCCUGGACAUGUGA